This is a messenger RNA of Colletotrichum gloeosporioides, 2376 nucleotides long. RefSeq lists its product as uncharacterized. Lineage: Eukaryota; Fungi; Ascomycota; Sordariomycetes; Glomerellales; Glomerellaceae. The record is from RefSeq and is a predicted model, not a curated record. The transcript has a single exon. The coding region runs from base 1 to 2376 and encodes 791 amino acids.
AUGACGACGCUUCAAAAGCGGACAUCCAUUCCCCUAGCCUUACCGACUUCACUACCCUCAAAAUCAGAGCGAUUGCAGUCGCUAGCUAUUAGGCAAGACCGCUGGACCAAAUACACCAUCCCGAAUGUCGACGCCGAAGCCGUUUGUCGCGCAGUGACUCUGCACAAAGCUUUCGAGUUACAAGAGGGCUACGUUAUCCCGGAUCUUCCGAAGUUUAGCGACCUUACCACAUAUGGGGAUCUCAAGGAAGAAGAUGAUGACGAGCUCUGUGAGUUGGAAGCGCGUCGAUUGGUUCAAAUCGCGAAUUCAGAGACUGCUAUCAAAUUUGAGGGCAGUGACAGCAUGCUUGGACCAGCCGACGCCAAAGGGUAUUUUAGACUCCAUUGGCUGGGCCAACGUCUGAUUCAAUCUCUGCACAUCUGCAAACAUGACGCGCUUGUGGUCAUGGUUGAACACAUCGACCGAAACUUGCGUGGUUAUGCUGGCACACAAGAACGCCUGUUGGCAUACUUCGACCCUGCUACAGGGGACGAGCGGUUCUCAGGGCCCCUUCUACUCCAAGGAGAAGAGUAUCAACGUUAUUUCCACGCAAUGGUUAACUAUCUCACUGCGGUACUCGUCAAGAUCGUUCUUCAGAGCUUCAGGGGCACCUAUUGGAUCAACAACAUCAUCGCCGUAAUUGCGCGAAUAUCAGCGAAAAUGAAAGUCGUCGGACAUGAUCUCCCUGCGGCGACGGAACAGACACUGCAGAAUGGCAGCGAUGCACGAUCGCGCAUCCAAAAACGGGAGGCAAAGAAUGCUGCCUAUUACGCAAAUAAUUCAGGUCUUGGAUUUAACAGAAACUAUAAGGCUGCUCCGCCUCUUCCAAACCGUGCUGGAUAUGCGACCAAGUACUUCUCGGAAAUGGAUCUCUUGCACAACGCCGUCGUCCAAAUGUUGAUCGACUCGCUGAGCGCAUUUGCCGUCAGCAACCAUUUGGCUCCUGGAGUUGACGAGUUUGAAAGUAGUAUCGCGCUGUACGAGUCUUUCAUCACUUCAGAACAGAUUCUUCUUUGCGAACAGCGAGACGGUGGCAUUGGUGCGGCUAGCGAAACGGGUGUCACACGUGCCUUUACAGCUGGUUUCGAAGUCUGCCUCAGGACAUGGGAGGCUCUCAAGAAGGACCCUACAUGUCAUACAAAUGUCAGCUGGACAUCGCUCAAAUGGAGGUGCUCUUACGUGGAUGACGAGGGUGAACUAAGGCCCAAGAGUCGAAAGGGCGCGGUCAAAUUGGGGUCCAUGACGAGGGUCAUUACAGCAACCGUACCUUACGCCAUGAGCUCAGGCACUUUCAGUGCUUCUCUUCAUAACCUCAUCGACAAAAUCCUCUUCAGCUCCGGCAAAGACAACCGUUUUGCAUUGCUCCUGGUGGAGCAGCCCAAAAUGAUCUGUACCGCGAUUUUACGGACCAGCCAGUACGAGUCUCGGCGGCCAAACGAAAGAGAAAACAGCGAUGCUUGUCCUGUUUCCGAGACUUUCUUGCUCCAAAAAAGGGCGGUUGGCCAUAAUGAGAAUGGGAGUUCUUCUGACACUUACGCCCAAACGCUAAGCUGGGCCGUGAAGAGCCCGAAUAAGACGGUGACAUUGAGCGACCGGGAACAAGCCAAAAGGAACCUUGAAGCGGUGAAGAACAAAUACUUCAAAUGGGUCACUGACGCCAAUGCCAUUGUCAUCUCCUGCAAAUGGUAUACUUGGGGUUCUCUCGUCGGCUGCGCCAUUCUCGUCCUUGGCGGGCUUGCAGUCGGUUUCACAGUGGGCGAUCGAAUUCACGGUGUUGACCCAUUCAAUAUUAGUGUGUUUUGCUGGGUUCUCGCUGGAUUCAUCUUGAUUGUUGCAAAGGCUUUUCUCGUGGAGAACUGGCCGUGGAGUCAUUUCCUGAGAGGGCAAGUUACUUGCCGUUCUGUGGGAGAAGUCGUGGCUGUCAGCGGCGUCGACGAACAAUUACUCAUUGCGCUUUUGCUCAGGAUCGACAGCCAAAUCUACCUUCGAACCAGAGGACCAUUUGACAUCCUGUUUCUUCGCCACACUGAUGACAUACAAGGCGGGUUCUCCAUCGACGCACCGAUCAAGAUGUCAACCGCCGUCGAAGGAGGUUUGAUACCAAUUAAAAUCCUUGCAGAUUGGGGCAUUGGGUUGAUCUUCCUCUCUGCGCGAUCCUGGUCAUCCUACAAUGUUAUUUCUAGCUCCCAGAAUUUUGAAGAAGAACUUGUAUGCAAAGAUAUAACUCAUCCGGCUUCGUGGGUGGAUGGCAAGAUUCCUUGUUAUAGAAUUAGAUGGGAAGAGGUAUACAUUCACCAGGUCUUAGGGGUUUUUGAGCAAGAAUGCUAUUUCUACUGA